This is a messenger RNA of Malus domestica (apple), 1536 nucleotides long. The record is from RefSeq and is a predicted model, not a curated record. Lineage: Eukaryota; Viridiplantae; Streptophyta; Magnoliopsida; Rosales; Rosaceae.
AGCAAAGAAAUAAGAAAUAUCUUUCUCUCUCUAUACAUUUCUCUCUUGACUUCUCUCUCUAAAAUCUCUGUCUAUGAUCUACUUCUUCUUGGUUUGCAGCGCAAACACCCUAAUGAAGUUGUAGUAGCAGGAGUAACGGUGAGGAGACUGCCGUUGGGAAGUAUUGAAGAAUGAGUAAAAUUGCAGCUGCAGCUUCAGAAGCAUCAAAUUUUGUAAGAGCUUGGCAGGAGGUUCGUUAUGCUACUUCUCUCCAUCCACCACAUUUUAGCAGAUCAUUAUCAUCAGAACCGUUGUUAGAAUCUGGAUUAGAUGAAGCACAAGAAUGUGAAGGCUCUAUUACAGUGUUAUAUCUCGUUAAUUCAUGUGGAUUUUCCGCAGAAAAGGCUCUCACAUUGUCUGAGAAAGUAAGCUUCGAAACCACAGAGAGACCAUAUUCUGUCCUUGGUCUUCUCAGAGACCAUGGAUUCGCUAAUUCCGAAAUCUCCAAACUUGUUAGUAAAGUCCCAAGGCUGCUUUUAGCCGACCAUGAGAAGAUCCUUUUGCCAAAACUUGAGUUUUUGCGUUCUCUAGGCCUUUCAGGCGCGAGCAUUGCUCUUGCCAUCUGUAGGAACCCUAUUUUCUUGACUGCCAGCUUGAAGAAUGCUCUAGUUCCUGGUUUUAAUCUCUUCAAAAAAGAACUCCUCAGUGAUGAAAAAGUUAUGAACCUUAUAACACGCUCGUGGGGAGUUUUGAGUGAUAGGGUGCAAAGUAAUAUUGCUCAAAAUCUCUCAGUUCUGAGAGCACUUGAAGUGCCGUAACCCUCUAUUUCUGUAUUACUGAGCUGUUACCUCGGAGUCGUGUGUCAAAAACCUGAUGACUUUAACAAAGAUGUGGAGAAGGUCGUCGGUAUGGGAUUCAAGCCUAAGACGUUAGCAUUUGUUAAUGGACUCCACGUGAUUGCAACAAUCACCAAAUCGACAUGGGUGCACAAAUUGGAGGUUUACAAGAGCUGUGGCUGGAUCGAAGAGGAGAUCAUGUUGGCUUUUAGAAAGAAACCCACUUGUAUGUAUCUGUCAGAGAAGAAUAUAAGAAGUAAAAUGGAUUUUCUUGUAAACAAGAAGGGUUGGCAGCUUGCAUAUCUCGCCAGAUAUCCCGACUUUCUGUCGCUUAGUCUGGAGCGGAGGGUCAUUCCAAGGUGUUCUAUCAUUAGAGUCUUGUUGGUGAAGGGCUUGCUGAAGAAAAAGUAUUCCAUAUCAUCAUUGUUGAUUACCGUUGAUAGUCGCUUUAUAAGUAAGUUUGUGACUCGCUAUCAAGAAAGCGUGCCUCAACUUUUGGAUAUCUUUUGAGGGAAAUUAAGUCUUCAGGAACUUGGCUUUCAAUUUGAGGGAAAAUGAUGGCAGAAAAAUUGCUGUAAGCACAAGUUCAUGUAUGCACAAUUCCCUCAUUCACUGCUGUUAAUUUAAGCACCUGCAUUACUCGCAGGUUUGUUUCAUUGUUUGCUUUCAGUUCAUAAAUGUGUGUGUGUGUGCCUGCACCCUGCACUGCUUUCAAUUCCAA